Molecule: messenger RNA, 466 nt
Organism: Humulus lupulus (European hop)
Lineage: Eukaryota; Viridiplantae; Streptophyta; Magnoliopsida; Rosales; Cannabaceae
Product: ABC transporter C family member 12-like
Exons: 4
Coding region: 1-426 (141 amino acids)
Biological process (GO): transmembrane transport
Cellular component (GO): membrane
Molecular function (GO): ATP binding; ABC-type transporter activity
Source: RefSeq, a predicted model, not a curated record
AUGGUCCAGCAGGCUGUACAGGGAGGAGCUCCAGCUGCUUACGCCCAAGAAAUGGAGAGGCUAAUCGCUAAAGAAUCCCUUCUUCUUGCUAGUGUAGUUUUUGAAUUUGAAUCAUGGACUUUCUAUUUAUCUUGUUCCGAUCUGCAGUCCAUGCAACGAGGCGAUCCAGCUUGGGUUGGUUAUAUAUAUGCCUUCUUAAUCUUUUCUGGAGUGUCAAUUGGGGUGUUGACCGAAUCUCAAUAUUUCCAGAAUGUUAUGCGCGUUGGUUUCCGGCUGAGAUCAACUUUGGUGGCUGCUAUAUUUAGAAAAUCAUUACGAUUGACUCAUGAGAGUCGCAAGAGUUUCUCUACAGGAAAGAUAACAAAUAUGAUUACCACAGAUGCUAAUUCACUUCAGGUAAAUAUGAUUCAGAUUUGUGUACUUUGAUUAAUUAAAUAUCAUUAACAACAAGUAGUGUUGUUUUGUU